AUGCCUGAUGAAUGUAAAGAAUGUAGGAAAACUUUCUCCCAGAAAUCAGUCUUCAGUGUCCAUCAGAGAAAGCACACUGGAGAGAGGCCCUAUGAAUGUGAAAAAUGUUGGAAAACUUUCUGCACAAAGUCAGACUUCAAUAUUCAUCAGAGAAGGCACACUGGAGCGAAGCCCUAUGAGUGUAAAAAAUGUAGGAAAAUGUUCUCUCCGAAGUCAGAACUCACUGUUCAUCUGCGAAUUCACACAGGAGAGAAACCCUAUGAAUGUAAAGAGUGUAACAAAAGUUUCUCCCGAAAGUCACACCUCACUAACCAUGAGAGGAGGCACGCUGGAGAGAGGCUCAAUGAAUGUAAAGUGUGUAGGAAAACUUUCUCCCAAAAGUCAAGCCUCAUCAUCCAUGAGAGAAGGCGCACUGGAGAGAGGCCCUAUGAAUGUGAAAAAUGUGGGAAAACUUUCUACACAAAGUCAGACUUCAGUAUUCAUCAGAGAAGGCACACUGGAGGAAGCCCUAUGAAUAUAGAGAACGUAAGAAGCUGUCCUGUAAGUCAUCCCUUACUUGACAUUGGUGACUUCACACAGGAGAGAAACCCUGUGCAUAUAAAGGAUGUGGAAUACUUUCUCCUUUAAGUUACCCCUCAUUGAAUUUAGAAGUCACACUGGACAGAAAAACUUGGAAUUCAGGCUUUAAAUGUACAAAAACUUUCACCCAGGAGUCAUCCCUCCUCACAUUUAAACUCCACAGUGUUGUAAUUUUGUGUGAUUGGGCUUGGCCAUGUGUUCACAAACAUACUCUUUUUUUUUUUUUAAUAUUUAUCUUUUUGUGCAUACAAGAACUGGGGUACAGGCCAGCGGUAUGGGAGGUGAGAGGAUUCACCAGAGACAGAGUGGGGAACAGAACAGGUGGAGUGACUGAAAUAUACUGCUGAGGUGGGCAGCGGGCGAGACAGGUGAGGUCUGCAGAGCCCUGUGAGUAGCUCCCUGGCAGGGGAUCGAACUCGUGCUUCAGUGGCUGUGGAUAGCUUCAUAGGUUGUAUCUUAACCCCUUGCACCACCAGGGAGGCCCAAUACUUCCCCUUUGGUGUGAGUCCUGGGCAUGUUAGUCAGGCGGUCUGGAUGUGUCUCAUUCAUGAAUUAAAAAAAAAAAAAGGAACCAAAUAAAAACCACAAUCAGUUGUAGAGGCGAACCAACAAGUCAACGGAAUUGUUUGGGGUCUGGACAUGAGUCACUGGGGAGCCAGGUCUGUCCUCAGUGGUGCUGCAGGUGCCGGCACCCUUGACUGCCUCCAAGCUGUCUCCCCGAAUCUGCAGAACGGGUGGUUUUCAGACGCCUCGUGGGUUUCUGCUGUCUUUAGCUCCCGCUGAUACCGCUUUUCCUGAGCAAAAUUAAGAACAACUCCCGGCUUGACCCUUCCGUGCCCUGAGCCAGGGGAUGCCAGGUCCGCAGCUGCCGAAGGGCGGGCGGGUGAGCACCAGGCAGUCGGGCGACCCGGCGCG
Molecule: messenger RNA, 1494 nt
Organism: Talpa occidentalis (Iberian mole)
Lineage: Eukaryota; Metazoa; Chordata; Mammalia; Eulipotyphla; Talpidae
Product: zinc finger protein 25-like
Exons: 2
Coding region: 1-627 (208 amino acids)
Biological process (GO): regulation of transcription by RNA polymerase II
Cellular component (GO): nucleus
Molecular function (GO): DNA-binding transcription activator activity, RNA polymerase II-specific; RNA polymerase II cis-regulatory region sequence-specific DNA binding
Source: RefSeq, a predicted model, not a curated record